Messenger RNA from Racocetra persica, 312 nucleotides. The record is from the annotation of a GenBank genome assembly. Lineage: Eukaryota; Fungi; Glomeromycota; Glomeromycetes; Diversisporales; Gigasporaceae.
AUGUCCGAGGAGUCAUCGCUUUCCAAAAAACGUCGACGAACUUCUAGCGUUGAUGAUUCGUCUUCACCUGUUUCUUUGUCCGUUAAUGGCGAUUCCGCCGAUGCCAAUGGUUCUAGACGUCCACGUGCUAAUUGGACUCAAGAAGAAGAUGAAGCUUUAUUUAAGGCUAUAAGUGAAGUUAUGCAAGGAAAAUGGAAAGAUGUUUGUUCCAAAUCUCCUCUGCUUGAAAGUCGCGGUACUGGAAUGGUUGCACAGAGGUUUAAGACCAAACUUAGGUAUUUUACUGGUGGUGCUGCAGCCGGGAAAAAGUGA